Cuscuta campestris is the source of this 2399-nucleotide messenger RNA. The record is from the annotation of a GenBank genome assembly. Lineage: Eukaryota; Viridiplantae; Streptophyta; Magnoliopsida; Solanales; Convolvulaceae.
AGAAAAUCAUCAAGAAGAUAAAGGAAGCCAAGUACUACUCAAUAAUACUUGAUUGUACCCCUGAUACAAGUCACCAAGAGCAGAUGAGUAUGAUAGUGAGAAAAGGACUAUUUGAUGUCACAAUUGAGGAGUUAAAGUAUCUUGGUCUUGAAAUUGAUGAUAUUCGUGGUCAAGAGAUAAAUGGAUUGAUUGACUACUUCAAGGGUUAUAGAGAAACUGGUUAUUCAAAAGCAAUUGAUGAAGCAAAGGAGAUAGCUGCUGAAAUGGACAUACCUCUGAUAUUUCCAGAAAAGCGUCUGAUUCGAAUGAAAAAAAGAGUCGAUGAGAGUUCAAGUAGCGAAGAAGUUUCAUUUACAAAUGAAGAGAAUUUCAGGGCCAAUUUCUUCUCUUAUGUUGUGGAUAAAGCCAUAUCUUCUUUUGAAAUUAGAUUUGAACAAUUCAAAGACUAUGAGAGAUUAUUUGGGUUUUUGUUUCCACAUCAGUUGAGUGGAAUUGAAGAAAAAGAGCUUAAGUUGUUUUGCCAUCAACUUGAAAAUGCACUCAAGUUUGAAGAAAGAUUGGAUAUUGAUGCUGAAGAGCUUUACAUGGAGUUGAAAUCCUUCAACACAUUACAAACCAUAUUGAUGGAGUUCGGAUUCGGCAUCGUGGGUUCCUCCGGCAUCGGAAUAAGUUCCAAAAUUCUGGUGGAAACCUCUUUGGUCGCCAUGGUUGUGCCGUCCUCACCACUACCCUUCGGGGCAAGUGUGGGGGCCGCGACCAUGACGUCAUUUUCAAUGCCGAGCUCGAUCUUCGGGUCGGCCCCUCGACCCAUUCCCGGGCUCGAAACCACGGGGGAUCACCCCGUCGCAAGAUCCCCCCAGCCCAAUGAAGCCAACGACCCCCUCGUGGCGAUGGUGAACCAAGCAUGGUACCACAACAAUUAUCUCGCCAUCAACAUUAUCCUGGAGGGGUUGGGAGAUUCGCUGUACCCCGUCUACGCCGGUGCAACGCUCGCCAAUGAGCUUUGGAAUAGCUUGAACAAAAAGUAUCAAGCUGAAGAUGCCGGCACAAAGAAGUUCAUCGUCGGGAAGAUGCUGGACUACAAGAUGGUCGUCAUCAAAUCUGUUGUCGCCCAGGCUGAGGAGCUUACGAUAAUCUUCAAUAAGUGCAAUGAAGAAAAAGUAGGCGUCAGCGAGGCCUUCCAAGUGGCGGCCAUCAUCCACAAACUUCCCAGGUCGUGGGAAGACUUCCAAGCCGACCUCAAGCUCAAGAGAACGGAGCUGAACUUGGAGCAACUGCUCACGCAGUUGAGGAUCCGAGAGGAAGGGCUUGCUAGAAGAAAUGGAGGGGCAAAGGCGAAUGUUGUAGAACAUCUGUCGGGCUCCUCACAUGGGGGGAAUGACAAGAAGAAAAUGGGUCCUAAGGGUGGUGUUUCCAAAUUUGCAGGAAAGUGCUACAAUUGUGGCAUUACUGGGCAUCGUUCCUCCGAUUGUAGGAAAAAGAAGCCACAAAAGGGAAAGAAGAAAACCACUGAAGCCAUGUGUGCGGAGCUUGACAAUUUGGACCUCUGCGCGGUUGUCACCGAGGUGAAUCUCGUCGGGUCAAACCCGAGGGAAUGGUUUGUGGACACAGGGGCCACACGUCAUAUUUGCUCCAACCGGAGCAUGUUUCACGAAUUUCAAGAGACCUCCGGUGACAAGCUUUCUUCCCCGAUGCAUUCUAAAGCCUGUACUCCGAUCAUCCUUUCUCAGAGAGAAAUCUUCAACCCUAAAACACCUUCUGCAAAAGUUCGAUCAAUGGAGUCUUCCACGAAGACGUCGUCCAAGGGUGCCGGAGGAAGGAAAGGCGCCGGCGAGAGGAAAAAGUCCGUCAUGAAGUCCAUCAAAGCCGGCCUUCAGUUUCCCGUCGGUCGAAUUGCUCGUUUCCUGAAGAAGGGCCGCUACGCACAGCGAUGUGGAACCGGCGCUCCUGUUUACCUCGCCGCCGUCCUGGAAUACCUUGCCGCCGAGGUUUUGGAAUUGGCGGGAAAUGCGGCUCGCGACAACAAGAAGACUCGGAUCAUCCCCAGGCACGUGCUGUUGGCGAUCAGGAACGACGAAGAAUUGGGGAAGCUGCUGCAGGGAGUCACAAUCGCCAGCGGUGGAGUCCUCCCCAACAUCAACCCGGUCCUUCUUCCCAAGAAGACAUCUGCGGCGUCGGAGGAAAAAGCUUCACAAAAAUCAGCCAAGUCUCCGAAGAAGGCCUAGAAUUCAAGAUCUCUAUUUAAUUUGUUUUGAUGUAAAUCUGCCGUUUGAUGUGGUUUAUGGUCACUGAUCUUUCAUAGCUUUUCGCUUUUUCUUAUUAGCAUCUGGCAAUAUAGUUCGAGCAGUUCACCUUGUUCGCUUCAGGUGUAUUUGUUUUAAUGAAGAUGAAUAUCCAAG